Messenger RNA from Durio zibethinus, 561 nucleotides. The record is from RefSeq and is a predicted model, not a curated record. Lineage: Eukaryota; Viridiplantae; Streptophyta; Magnoliopsida; Malvales; Malvaceae.
AAGGACCCUGAGGUUUGGUCUCUUAUCAGUUGCAAUUAUUCAAAAAUAUAUUACUAAUUAAAUCUAGAUAUCCUUCCUUUACAAAAGUGUUGACCAACAAAACUUGUUUUCCUAAUCAUUUCACUGCAAUAUUUCCAAAUUGAAUCUCUUACAUGUACCACUCACAAGCCUAAACAUGGCAUCCCACCCAUGUACCACUCACAAGCCUAAACAUGGCAUUUGGUAUACAUUUCCCGAAAACUGAACGUUUUGUGUUUUCCAUGCAGCCACCAAAGUUUGAAUUUUAUGAUCCAAAGACACCUUUCUAUACAUCUCCAAGAUUCUUGCCUCCUACCAAAGUUGAUAAAUGCAAGAUUGUUGAUGCCAUAAUUUCACAUGGUUGUUUCUUGCGAGAAUGUAGUAUACAAUACUCUUGCGUCUGGAGUCUGGCGUUGAGCUUAAGGUGAUUCAACAUCUUCUACUUCCCAUAGAAAAGUAUCUAACAAGGGCUUAUAGUACCUCUUUUUUAUGAUAAACUGCAUUUUAGAAGCAGGACUCACUUUCUGGUCCUAUACUUUUUUA